UUUGUUCCUUUUUUUUUCAAAAAAAAAAAAUUGUGACAUUUAUGGAGACUAGUAAUAAGAGAUGUUUAGCUGAAGAUGAUGAUAAAAAUUGUACUAAAAAUCUCAACAACAGUGUUGAUCCAACUCUUCCUAUUGAAAAGGUUGGUGAAUCAAGUGAAAUAGUAGAGGAACUGCAACUUUCUGAACGACAAAUGCAGCAAAAUUUACUUCUGGAAGUACCUGAAAGAACAAUCGAUGGACAAACAGAAGAUUUUGUUAGGAUAGACAUGUCCCCAUCAUCAAUUCAAACUCCUAAAAGAGUGCUUUUUUCACCGUCACCGAGCCCUAGCCAUGUUAGAGUAAAUGAAUCUCCAGGUCCCUCGUUAUCGAGGGCUAAGUCGUCCAUUAAGUCUCUCCUCCCUAAAUUAAGUUUCAAAUUCCGGAAUCGGACGGCGGAUAUUGAAAAGGCUGCAAUGUUAGCUCUUGGAGCCUCUCCUCCGACGCAGGACAAGUACUCAAUUUUCAGGACUCUAUCCGUUAAAAGAAUUUUCAAUCCGAAGAUGAAAAGAACUUCAUCAUUGCCUGUAACUCCAAUUGAACACUCUAAUCCUGAAUCAACACAUGGUGGCUACGGAAAUGCAGCAUUUGAUUCAUUUAAAGCAGGAGUGCAUCCCAUACCUCGCUCACAUUCAGUGCCGGAACUGAUCAAAGAUGGGAUGUUAAAACAGAUGGAUUACAUAGGGAGUAGUAUCUAUCGUGUAGUCCCCUCUACUCCUCGCGUGACAAGACAUGAUGCAUCAUCAUUAAAUGCAAAUCCAACUCUUAGCGCAGAUGAAAACACUAAUUUUGGUGAAGACAUCACUCAAGAAGAUGCUGUUUGCAGAAUCUGCUUCGUUGAACUUGGUGAAGGUUCGGAAACUCUGAAGAUGGAAUGUAGCUGUAAAGGUGAACUAGCCUUAGCUCAUCAAGAAUGUGCUAUAAAAUGGUUUAGCAUAAAAGGCAACAAGAUUUGUGAUGUCUGUAAUGAAGAGGUUCGAAAUUUACCUGUCACUCUUUUGCGGAUUCAAAGUACUAAUCAUAGAGGAAGUGGAGCUCAAGUUCAAUCUGCCCGAUACAGGGUUUGGCAGGAUGUUCCUGUUCUAGUCAUUGUCAGCAUGCUUGCCUACUUUUGUUUUCUGGAGCAGCUUUUGGUUACCAGAAUGGGGUCCGGCGCGAUCGCUAUAUCUCUGCCCUUUUCAUGCAUCUUGGGUCUCCUUGCAUCCAUGACAGCAACAACUAUGGUACAAAGGCGAUUUGCCUGGGUUUAUGCUGUUAUUCAGUUUGCCUUGGUGGUUCUGUUUGCUCAUUUGUUCUACUCACUGCUUCGAGUGCAGGCAGUUCUAUCUGUUCUUCUUGCCACCUUUGCGGGUUUUGGAGGUGUAAUGUGUGGGACUUCUAUUCUUCUUGAGCUUUUCAAAUGGAGGACGAGAUGGAAUUCUCGGUCAAAUGAGCAACGUGAUUCUGAAGAAGGGGCGCGGCCAAAUCAAUCAUCAGAAGUUAGUCCUACGCCUCAGGUAGAAAGCCAAACGCAUGGAGCUGAAGCUGGUACUUCUGGAGUUGCUCAUGGAAAUUGACAUAGUAUCAAGAUCCAAAGGAGAAUAAUUUCUGUCUCUUGUAAGCAAAUGAUUGGAGUGUAUAGCUGGUCAUUGCAAGUCAUAACUGUACAGUUUUGAAUUACAUCAAAGCUCUCGUUCGAGCUUCAGAAUUCUAAACCAGAACUCGAGACUUGAAAUGAAUCCAAGUGGAGGAUCUUUCUCAGGGUUAAGGAAUGGUAGGCAAAAGACAAGCCGUUCAUUGUUCCAUUAGAUAGGCAGUGCAUGAAAGGAAACUGAAAUAAUGUAUGUACCAGGAUGUUACAAGGAUCUGUUCUCCACCUCAUUUUCUGUUACAAUAUUUGAUCUUGUAUCUUUCCUCUUACUUUUCUGUUUAAUUGCUUGCCACAUCUUUGUUCAUAUGUUACAGUUCACUAGUAUUUUCCCUA
Messenger RNA from Lycium ferocissimum, 1999 nucleotides. RefSeq lists its product as uncharacterized. The coding region runs from base 42 to 1592 and encodes 516 amino acids. Gene Ontology annotation, molecular function: zinc ion binding. The record is from RefSeq and is a predicted model, not a curated record. Lineage: Eukaryota; Viridiplantae; Streptophyta; Magnoliopsida; Solanales; Solanaceae. The transcript is spliced from 8 exons.